Molecule: messenger RNA, 531 nt
Organism: Brassica rapa (field mustard)
Lineage: Eukaryota; Viridiplantae; Streptophyta; Magnoliopsida; Brassicales; Brassicaceae
Product: CLAVATA3/ESR (CLE)-related protein 41
Biological process (GO): xylem development
Cellular component (GO): apoplast
Molecular function (GO): receptor serine/threonine kinase binding
Source: RefSeq, a predicted model, not a curated record
GGUUAAUGGAUACUGAACCCUCUUGGGAUCUUGGGGGGGUGGUAAAUUUUUUUUCUAAAUUGCAUGGCAACAUCAAAUGACCAAACCAAUACCAAAUCAUCAUAUUCUCACACUCUUCUUCUUUUCCUCAUAUUCUUAUCUUUCAUUCUCUUCAUUGGCCUUACAAUCCCAAUGAAUCAUCAUCAAUCCACAUCUACGGUUGUUCUCUUCAAGAGGGUUCUUCUUAAAUCUUCGGCUCCAGCUUCAUCCACGAUGGAUCUGCGUCCAAAGAAUCACCCACGACCCAGCCGCACUUCUAGAAAGAGAGAGUUUGGAAAUGAUGCUCAUGAAGUUCCUAGUGGUCCAAACCCUAUUUCCAACUAGGUGAGUUGGCAUAUCUGGUUUUACCCCUGAGUUUAAGAGAUAAGUUAUUAUAGAUCAAUAUUAUGUUAUUAUAUAUGGGAGAAGCCUCUGAUCGAUGGAGAUUAGAGAAGAACUUAAUUGUUAUGGAUUUAGUAUAUAUUUUUGAAUGGAUCAGUUUGGUACCGUUCA